This is a messenger RNA of Perkinsus marinus ATCC 50983, 4626 nucleotides long. RefSeq lists its product as hypothetical. Bases 1 to 4626 code for a protein of 1541 amino acids. The record is from RefSeq and is a predicted model, not a curated record. NCBI's taxonomy places the organism in Eukaryota, Perkinsozoa, Perkinsida, Perkinsidae. The transcript has a single exon. Gene Ontology annotation, molecular function: zinc ion binding; aspartic-type endopeptidase activity; nucleic acid binding. Gene Ontology annotation, biological process: proteolysis.
AUGUAUCGACCCCCUAAUCUGUUCGGCAACAAGACCUAUGACCGCUGUCCGGGUUGUAGACAUACCAAAUGCCGACACAAGAUCUCUGAUAAGGAUCUCCAAAUCGCUACCAAUACGGCAAAAGGUCUCGCUAUCAAGAACCACUAUCAAGGUGCUGAUGAUCGACGCUCUGGUGCAGCUUGGAUCCAAGAGAUCUUUAAACGGACGGUUGGCCAAAGGAAUCUUGUUCGUUAUACCUUUGCCCGUCUCAAUACCAUCAACACCGUCUGGGACGAUCUUGUACGUGACGAAACUGAUCCUGCACUAUGUCACAAGGACUAUGAUCGUCAUUGGGAUCUACUAAUCAACAAGAUCAAUGAGUUCUACAGUGACCAAGAAGUCCUACUGAAACUCCAGAACGACUUCAAUCAUCUACAACAAGAACCUAAGGAGACGGUCAAUCAGUUUAUCUCAAGAUUGGAUGGUUAUGCUAAUCAACUAUGUCUACUAGGUGUCAGUAUCUUGGAUGACAUCAUCAAGCGACGUCUGUAUGAUGGAUUAUUAAACGACCGUCUUAGAGAUAAGAUGGAUCGUGACGUCGAUGAUCACCGUAUAGACUAUCCCCGCUUCAAACGGCAGCUGAUCAAGUAUGAUCGAAGGAGACAAGGGCGCUUAUCUAAGAAGGAAGCUGAUCCCGCUACUCUCCGGUUGUAUGGUGGACGACAUCCUGAUCAACGACGUCAAGCUACGGUGAGCAACAUCAUCAACAACGACCACUCUGAUGACUAUCAUGAUGGAUCCCCUAUUCCUUCUGGAUCAUCAACUGAUGACGAUGUCUACUAUGUCUAUGCGGUGGUUCGUGAUCAACAAUCCAUCACAUGUUAUAGGUGCCUACAGGAUGGUCAUCCUGCUAGGAAUUGUACUAAUGAUAUCGGUAAGAAGGACGAGAGAUGUAUCCGGUGUGGCAACCCUACCCAUACCAUCGACAAAUGUAACGUCUCUACGACUGCCACGUGUCAUCGCUGCGGUCGAGAAGGCCAUCUAGCUUAUGUAUGCCCUGACCCGCUACCAUCCCCUACGGUAUCAAUGAGGAGUAAAGGUGGUAAAGGUAAAGGCAAGGGCCUUGGUAAAGGAAAAGGGAAAUCUCCCGGUCCAUCAAGUAUCCAGGCUACAACCUCAUCUACAACCGAUGGUAAUCUUCAACAGCUCCCAACACCACCUACUCCCGAAGUCAAGAUCUCUGGUGUAGAUCCCAACGAGAAUAACGAUGAUUCAAGUGAUGCAAAUAAUGAGUACGACAUCUACAACGACGCCCAAACUAACAUGAUUGUAUCGCAUCACUAUCCUGAAUCAUCGAUUCUAACGGUAUCGGAGUCGGUUCCCAAUCAACUCAAGACUAUGAAGGCCAACAGCUCGGAUAAGGUCUUUGGUGAUCCUAAGGUAACAUCUACCUCGAAUAUCUGCUCAUCUUCAACUUCAUCUACUCGUUGCGAUGUUGUUGUUGGCGUGAUCAAGAUCGGUCCUGAGACCCGGCCUGUUCUGUUUGAUACUGGAGCCGAUAUCUCUUUAAUCGCUAUCGGAGCCUUGGAGAAAAUCUUCGGUGGUGACUGUCCUAUCUUCUCAUCCACCACAAAUUCUAAUGUGAAGGUUGCUAACACCACCAGCAUCAAGGUCAUCGGCCAUGUCUCUAUACCUAUCGAGACCAGGCACAUCAAGAUCACAGAAAGGUUCGCCGUCACAGACAACUCACUAUCUAGCCCAGUUAUCCUUGGAUGUCCGGCCUUACAACAACUACAGUGUGCCAUUGUCUUCACGGUUAGUGGCUCCGUGGUCUUCAGUGGGAUCGAAGAUCUUACUUCAUCGUUCCAUAGGCAGAUCUAUAAGACUAUCUCUAGAUCAGCCAAGCAACGACAACCUGCUGAGAUCAAAGGUUUUGGUGGCGUAUCUAUUACUCAUCAACCAACCUCUCAUGUCGUCAGGGUGGUGAAUGAUGACCUACCAACUUCAUCAUGUUCUACGAUAAUGGCCUCUAACGACGUCACAACCCAUCUCGAUCUCCUUCAUGGUGGUAUCUGGAAUGGGAAGGUUACCAACAACAAUGCCGUUCCCCGUAUCAUGAACUCAAUCCCGGACGUGAUCACCAACGAUCCUUAUGGUGCUACUGAUAUGGAAGACGUUCCACUACAUCCUGACCUACAACUACAAUCUGAUCCUACCGACGAUCUCCCGCCAUGGGAAGUCAUCAAACGACAAUGGAUACCCGACUUCAGCGCUCCGUUAGGACGUUGCCAACUAUCAGUACCAUGGUUAUCAUCAGACAGGCCCGAUCACAACUUUAGGAUCGCGGCGCGCCGAGGAGCGGCUUCAGUCCAACGACUAUCACCCGAGGAAAAGGAUCUAUUUCACCAAUCCCUGAACACCUUCAUCGACCGGAAGUACUGUGGUAUUGUCCAAGACAACUCUAUCGGCAACUAUACAAUCCCACCAUCAUCUGAACGUUGUCAAGCUAUCUGGCGUGUUCUACAUGAAGGUACAUCUAUGGCAGGAUCUAUCGUACCUAAGCCUAUCCACUAUACGCCGAGCCACAUGGUGUUUCGUAAGGAUCACUGCACUACUCCGUGUAGGAUUGUACUAGAUUAUCGAGUCCUAAAUCGAUUCUCGAAUCGAGGAGGAUCAACUCAACAUAAUCUAGUUGGUACUUUACUAUCGGUAAGAUCAAUGGAGUAUGUGAUAUCAGCUGACAUAUCCAAAGCAUUUUGUGAAAUGUUCGCGGAUCCAAGCGAUAUUCCGUUUAUCGGAUAUACUUGCAUCGGCAAUUUCACUCUGUUGUGGAAUCGAGUCAGCUUUGGAUCUACUUGUGCGCCAGCUAUGUUGGAGACUGAUAUCAACGACAUGUCUGAUGAGAUCUAUCAAGUCAUUUCAACCGCUAAAGCUAGAGAAUCAUCGAGACCGCCUACAUCGACAGUUCCUGGUUGGAAUCUACUCACAGAAGAUCUGAUGAAUGUUCUCUUAUGCCCCACUAACGACAAUGUCGACUGGAUCCGAUUCGGACCACAAGUCCCUAUCGUGAUAUCGAUGGUCUGGUUCGUUGACGACGUCUACAUCGGUGGUUUAUCUAGAUCACACACUAUCGACUGCUACAGCUUUGCUGCACACAUCUACGAGGGACAUCAUAAACUAUUCGAUCCCAACAAGAACUUCACAUCAUGGGUCGAUGAACAACAUCAAGAUCAGCCCGAGGCACUGAAGAAAUUACUUGGCUAUCUAUUUCGUCGAUCCUCUGAUCUUCUACAUGCUGUUUACGAAGCAGAUCGACUAUCUGAAGAAGAUUGUAUCACUAAGAGGAAGGCUAGCUCCUAUCUUCUAUCUCUAUACGAUCCUCUCGGGCUUGUUCUAGAGCAUACAAUGGUUGGUCGACUUAUCUGGCGGAAGAUCACUGAAGCUACAACAGAUUGGGAUGCCAAAAUCGCUGAUGACCAUCGACAACAAGUAUCUGAUUGGGUGAACGCCUCUAUCGACCUCUACAAUGACACUGGAUGGGCUAUCGACAACAAAAUGAGAUCCAGAUGGGAAGGACCCUUUACUAUUGCCAAGGUCACUUCAUCGGCUACGGUACUCGUGGCGCCCGAACUGAUCCUUCCCAACAGGAAGAUCUGGGAAAGAUCUAACUCGUCAUCGUCUAGUCCGAAUCCCACAUCUGAUCCUACUUCACCAACUGUCGAUAACUUAAGUUCACUUCCUUCUACUAAUCAUCGGUCUUCUGGUCCUACCAACAUCACCGACGGUCACAACUGCAACUCUGGUAUCGAUCGGUUAUUUGAAGAUCAUGAACUUCAACUAAUAUCAUUGAAGAAUGUUGUACAUGCUAAAGCUUUCCAAGACCUGAUACGAGAUCAACAUCUACGAGGUCAAAGGAUCUACGUCGACCAUAGAGGAUCUAUAGGGUCUAUCGACUCUCUGAAGGAUGAGUCACAAGAUCUACAACGAGUCAGAGAAUUGAUCACUGAGGGUGCUAUCAUUGAUGCUCUGAAGGUGUGGAGAAAUCCUACUACAACGACCCCCAAUGAUGAAUCACCAUCCGAAGGAGGUCAAGGUCAAGAUAGACAACCACAAGGCCACUCUAUCUCAGAAGAUCUACAUCAAGUUCAAGAAGAUGACCAGUUAGCCCCUUCCGAUUCCCCCGACCUAAUACCAGAAGAUGCCAAUCCUUCGAGAUCAUCGAAGCCAAGGACUUCUCGGAAUCGCCAUCAACAAGGGGAUGAGAAGACUGAAGAUCAACACGACCCUACUGCUAUUAAGGCUACGAGACCCCUUCCCAUAGGCAUCAGCAAUCUAAGACGACAUCUUCUCCAAUCGGAUCUAUUAUCUACUGGUGCUAUCUUAUCUAUGAGUCCCCCUGAUGAAAGUGUGGUGGUAUUCCUAUCAAGUUCAGUAUCGAGCAGAGGUGUCGAUAUCGUAGCCCCCACCGACAAAGACGAAGGAAGAGUUUAUCUUGGCUCAAUCGAAGAUGAUCAAGCAAGGUCGCGCAAGUGCUUCUUCUCUGAUCUGGUUUAUAUCUGUGGGUCUACUACCGUCCUAACUCGGCAACACCAAUUCCUUAUGAGGGAGCUACAUUAUAGCUUAGGCAUCGGGGAUCCAUGGAUCUAA